This is a messenger RNA of Cantharellus anzutake, 876 nucleotides long. RefSeq lists its product as uncharacterized. The record is from RefSeq and is a predicted model, not a curated record. Bases 193 to 654 code for a protein of 153 amino acids. Lineage: Eukaryota; Fungi; Basidiomycota; Agaricomycetes; Cantharellales; Hydnaceae. The transcript has 5 exons.
UUGACCUUUCUUUGAAAGGUCAACGCUAGGCAUUUCGAGUUUUCAGGGGCUCCAGACGCCCAGUCGACAACACAUUGGCUCUCGUCUCCUGUCCUCAGACAGCCCGAGUAUUGCUAAAGCGAUAUGCGUGCUCGCUGUUCUUGUCCAUCGAUCCAUCGCUCAUGAUAUGAAACUAUCCUCUGGCCAACGGCUAUGGGUGUACAGAGGACUCUCAGCACGUCUUCCCUGGUUUUUCAUUAUUUCUGUCAGGGCAUUUGUCCCACCUGGCGCUUUUGUCGUUGUCGUAGUCAACGCCGGUUCCAGCUUGACGGCGCUUAUACAUUCUAUUUCGUUCUGUCGGCGAUGUUUAUUUGUUAUCGCCAGCUCGCAAGACUGAUGGUGUUCGGGAACGAAAAUGGUCCAAGCAUUCUCAUGAUGGCGGUCAGCGUCAUGCUGAUAUUUAUAGGCGAUUUUCUCCACCGAUGUUCAUUGAUGAACAUGCUGGGAAUUAUUCAUUCUUAUGUCCUUGCAGGUGUCCACGCCAUUUUUGUACGUUCGCGAGGGGGUAGAGAUCUUACUUCUACCAUAUCCUUUAUACUACACUUUGUGAUGCUGUUGUCACAAAGAACAGCGUGGGCCUUAGGCAGCUGGGUUCAAUGUGAUCAAAGCAGCUAAUCAUUGGGGCGUUGAUGGAGCAUUUCGCAAAGUCUUUAAUAUGGUCUCGAUGGCUGGAAUCUUGCCAAUGUGUAUUAACGCUUAUCUUUCUGGAACCACCCGUCGCACUGCGCUUGUAACCACCAUGUGGAAGGAAGCGGGUUGACAUCAAACGAAAUCACGUCUUUGGAAUAGGUCGUACUCCAUCGCCAAGAUUGUGAAUACGUUUUCGGACCCCAGGUG